Sardina pilchardus (European sardine) is the source of this 1852-nucleotide messenger RNA. Its product is annotated as guanine nucleotide-binding protein G(t) subunit alpha-2-like. Gene Ontology annotation, molecular function: G-protein beta/gamma-subunit complex binding; GTP binding; GTPase activity. Bases 367 to 1347 code for a protein of 326 amino acids. Gene Ontology annotation, cellular component: heterotrimeric G-protein complex. The transcript is spliced from 9 exons. The record is from RefSeq and is a predicted model, not a curated record. NCBI's taxonomy places the organism in Eukaryota, Metazoa, Chordata, Actinopteri, Clupeiformes, Clupeidae. Gene Ontology annotation, biological process: adenylate cyclase-modulating G protein-coupled receptor signaling pathway.
CUCUUCGAAGGCUUGGAAAACAUGGUGCACCCUAGACAGAGCAACACCAGUAAAAAGAAGCACAUUGGUGGAUUGCAAUGUCCUGCCAAACGUCAGAGUUUCACGAAUAGACAUCGAUGCUGUGUGGGAGGGAUUGGUCUGUGCGUCAGAGGUUAUGGAGUAGUGUUUACCUGGGUCAACGUAUGCGCCUCUUUCUCCCAGCUCUAACCGUCGUGUCACAGAUCUAAUGUGAUCCCUCCCACUUCCACCUACGCGCACCUUUAGGAUAACAGCUUGUAGCCGGGACUUACUGAGAUUUCUGCUUGGGCCAAGCAGUGAGGACAGCUGAGCUCCAGAGACAGAAAGAGGGAUUCUAAAGAGCAAAUCAUGGCUGAACCCAAGACUCUCAAAUUUCUGCUGCUGGGUGCCAACGAGGCAGGCAAGACCACCUUGGCUAAGCAGAUGAAAAUACUACACCUUGGUGCCUACACUGAUGAGGAAAGACUGGAAUACAGAGCCACCAUCUACAGCAACAUCCUUCAGUUCACUCUAACUCUCAUUCAGAACAUGGGCCCCCUGGAGAUCAAGUAUGCAUCGCCCUCCGGAGAGGGCGAUGCUAAGAAGUUGGUGACCAUGGCGGGGUCGACAGAGGAGGGAACAAUGCCCGCAGACGUGGCAGCUCUCAUCACAACCGUGUGGGCAGAUGCAGGCAUCAAGGCCUGCUAUGAGCGUGCCAACAUGUAUGACAUAAAUGACCCUACAAAUUACUUCUUGGAUGACUUCGAGAGAGUUUGGCAGCCCAAUUACCUACCCACUGAAAAGGAUGUGCUACACUCCCGGUUGGAGACCACUGGCACUUCAGAGGAGCAGUUCAACUACAAGGACCUGCUCAUCAGGCUUUUCGAUGUGGGGGGCAAGCGUGAGGAGAGGAAAGGCUGGAUCAAGAAUUUCGAGGAUGUGUCCUGCAUAAUCUUUGUUGCAGCUCUCAGUGCAUAUGACCUGGUGCUGGUGGAGGAUGAUGAGAUGAAUCGCGUACACGAGAGCCUCCAUCUCUUCAACAGCAUCUGCAACCACAAGUUCUUCAAUAACACUACCAUGGUGCUCUUCCUCAAUAAGUCAGACAUCUUCAAGAACAAAAUCAAGAAAUCUCCCCUGACCAUUUGCUUCCCCAACUAUACUGGUGGCGACAGUUAUGAUCAGGGAGCUGACUUCAUCAAGAAGCAGUUCGAGGAGCUGAACCUGAAGAAGGGCGAAAAGGAGAUCUACACCCAUCUGACCUGUGCCGUAGACACACAGGUUGUGGACUCAGCAUUCAACACUGUUGUUGACACCGUCGUCAAAAACCUGAAGGCCUGUGGUCUGUACUAAAACUACUCCAGCCAUCUAUGUACUGACCAGCUUUUUCUAAAACUGAUAAAUGACCCUGAAAACAUUUCGGCUUGUAACAAGAGAAUUAACAUGAGAGAAUUGAUGUUCUGUAGUUGACGCACUCUGUGAUCACAGCUUCCUGUCAACAUAUCAGACAUACCAUAUAUGACCAAGUGUGUCAUUUUUAUAAUGUCUUGGAGGCUCUAUGAGCAUGAGGGAUACAUCGAUCUCUAAUUGUGUAAAUAAUACCUGCAAUGCAUUUCAACAGAGCUUUUCACAUCUAUAUUCCCACUACAUUUGUUGCACCAGCAUUUAUUUCUGAAACCAUCAUUUAUCCUCAGUUGAUGUUGAGGUUAUGCUGUGUUAGGUGACAUUUUUGAAAAUAUUUUUGUGGAUUAAUGUAUUUAUUCAAAUCAUGUACAGAGCUAGCAGACAUUUCUCAUUGUAAUCUGUUAAAAGUGUUUUUGGGUUUGCAUUGCCAGAAAAGUGAGAAAAUCCCACCAGU